AUGGAUCUGGUCGAAUCGCAUCAAUCAUGUCCUUUUUGCAAGGGUCCUGUAAAUAGUCAAAGGGAUAAAGUAAUCGUUAAGACAAAAGGUUUGGCAACGCUAAUUGAAAAGAGUAAAUCGAAAAGUGAUGAUAAAUGGACACAUUGGACUGGCUUAACAGAACUGCUCUCUCACACUUCUUGUCGAUUGCGCUAUUUGACUUCGCCUGUAGCUAAAUCAACAAUAUCUACGAAUGACUCUACAAUAUCAUCUCCGGGGACAUCUUGCACACCUGACAUCUCAAUGGCACCUUCAACUGCAAUUCGAGCAUCAGCAAAUCUUCUAACCAACACGCCAUCAGUCACCCCUCAGGAUGCGAAAGAUUUUGAUUUCAUCAAAUUAUGUUUUCUUUGUGGUGGUGAUUGCAAUACAAAACAAAACCAAAAUCAAUGGAGGUUAGUAAAACAGAAUUUCAUUCUGGAUAAAAUAUUAGAUGCAGCUACAACUCGAGAUGAUAGUUUAGGAGCAACAGUCUUAGACAGGCUUGAUGGAAUUACCUCCUUGGUUGACGUACAAGCCAGAUAUCACUCGAAAUGUUAUUUAUUAUUUUUUAAAGCGAACCAAACCGCACGUGCCCCAUCCCCUGCUACUGCUUUAAACAAAAAAUCAUUUGAAAUUGUUUGUAAUUACAUUGAAGAAAGUGGCAAAUUUGAAUUUACUCUACCAGAAUUACAAAACGUAAUGACACGGAACUGCCUUGACAGAAGGACUCUCUAUAAAAUGUUACACAAUAAAUAUGGCAAAUCGAUUUAUAUUCGUCAGCAGCAAGGGAAACCAACAAUUAUUUAUUACAAAUAUUUCAAUAUAGGGAGUAUGUGCAACAAAUUUUAUUGGGAUGAAGACUAUGAUGAAGAUGAGAAAGAGGUAGUUCUCAAAACUGCGGCUCGGUUACUUAGGACAGAUAUAAAGGCCAAGCAAUAUAAUGUAGAGAGUUUCCCACCAGCCACCCAAUUUCUUGAUGACAUUGAUAAGGACGUUCCUGAUUCACUCCGAUAUUUCCUAAGUGCAUUGAUUGAAAACGCACAAAGUGAUGAUUAUCUUGUGAAGAGAAAAAUUAUUUCACAUUCCAUAAUUUCAGCAAUUCGUUCUCGCAUAUUCAUUUCAACAUUGCAGUUAGCAGUUGGUACUUAUAUUUAUAGGAAAACUGGCUCAAGGCAAAUUAUCGAUAUGUUAGAUCAAAUGGGUGUCUCUGUGUCAUAUCACCAUUUGCAACAAUACGAAACGUCUGUUAUAUUAAAUCCACCUGAAAUGGCCAUUGAAGAUGGGGUCCAUAUUCAGCACGUUUUUGAUAACACGGAUCAUAAUGUCAGCACGUUAGAUGGCCAUCAUACGUUCCACUGCUUAGGUGGCAUCGCGAUUUACACCCCUGGGCAGGAUGUGUCAUAUCACGGCCGCAUCGCCAGAUACAAAACUCGUGGUAGUGCUACUUCUGCAGUAAUACAAGCCAAAGGCGGCAUUCCCACUAUUCCCUGCUCCUGCAAUAACUCGACAAGCCUCGAAGGAAUAAGUGAACAGCACAAAGAUCUGGGUGCUUCGCGCCAAAAAAGAGAUGAAGAGGAUUUGUACAAGUUUCUGUCUUGGUUCGACAGCCACCAACCAUUUGAACCGCGUGCUACUAUAAUGUCCUUGUCGACAGGAAUGUCCGGAACUGGAAUUGACUGUCAUUUGGCAAUAUCGAAAGGAAGGCAAGGGAUGUUGAGCAUGUUGGGACAAAAUGCUCGAAAUAUAUCACUAUCGAUGUUAAAUAAAGUGAAGAAUUUAGCUUCACUAAAAGCGAGUAUUCACCUAGCUGACACUCCACACCUUGCAGUCGACUCUGCAUUGCUAUUCCAACGCAUUUCAGUCGUUUUUCAAGGUGAUGCGGCACGAACACGGAACGCGUUUGAUUACGAACUUGCGCCAUAUCCUCUUACAUUAUUUGAUGAAAAAGGAUUCAUGCGAAAAACUUCUAAAGCUGAUCUAUACAAAGUAUUUAAAAAAUACAAGUCACACAUUCACACAGAGAUGUUUCUAGAGAAUUUUGUAUUUGUACUUGACGGAGGCUUUUUAUUACAGAGCGUAUGUUGGCCACACGGCGUAACGUAUCGUGAAAUUUUUCGAAGAUACCUCGAUUUCAUUGUACAUCAUUAUCGUGCUAAAGCCUAUGUAGUUUUUGAUGGCUACCACAACGACUCUUUAGGCGUGAAAUCUUAUGAAAGGUACCGACGAGGCGAGAUCAAUUUCAAAGCAAAUAUUGAUUUCACUGAAGACAUGCUGCUCCCAGUCACUCAGAAAAAGUUUCUUUCCAACAUCGGAAACAAAUGUAGAUUUAUUAAAAUGUUGUCCAAAUAUUUGCAUGACAAUAACGUACAAGUCGCCAUAGCUCCAGAAGACGCGGAUACCUUAAUAGUAAACACUGCAAUCAAGGUGAACAGAUCAAUCGAAGGUCCCGUGGCAGUAGUUGGGAAUGAUACCGAUUUAUUGGUGCUGCUCAUCGCAUUAAACAAUAACGAGAGAAAGACGAUUUAUCUGUAUAAAAUUGUUCCUGGGAAAACGAAAGAUUUGUACUCCACAGCAGAUCAGGAUGAAUUUAAGGAGUUUAUACUCUUCGCACAUGCGUUCGUUGGAUGCGACACAACGAGUUCGAUGUACAUGAAAGGUAAAAGGUCUCUGUUGACUCUUCUGCAAAAGAACAGAGAGCUUCGAAAUCUAGCCAAAGUAUUCUACGAUCCUCUAAGUAAAAUCGAUGCAAUAUGCACUGCCGCAGAAACUUUUGUUCUCCAUUUGUACGGGUAUUAUAAUAACGAUGAUAUUGAUAGGCAAAUGCCACUCGGUGAAGCGCGAUAUAAGAAAUUCGUGUCGUCAACAGCAACGGGUACAAGUACAAUGCGCCUGGCUAAGUUACCGCCAACUUCAGCUGCAUUGAAUGAACAUGCAAAGCGUGUGUACCUACAAGUUCAGUCGUGGCUGAGCAUUAUAUUACUACCUGAAAAUUGGGGGUGGAAAAGACGUUUAUCUGUUUUCUUUCCAACCAUGUCAACUGCAAGUCCAGCUCCUCAGGAACUUCUGAAAUUGAUUUCUUGUGGCUGCACAACAGACUGUGCUUACUCACAGUGCGGGUGCGCUAAAGCUGGGAUGCGAUGUUCUCAACUGUGUAAAAACUGCAAUGGUCUUAGUUGUAACAAUGCUUCCAUCAUAAAGCCUUCCUUGGAAGAGAAUGACAUAGAAGAGGCUGUUAUUAACGAAUUGUCCACUGCCCUGGAUGAAGAAGAUCAAGAGCAUGAGGCUUAUACGAUGGAUGAAGACGAUGAAAUGCUCAAUUAUGGCAACUAUUUUGAUGAAACAGAUUUAAUGUGA
Molecule: messenger RNA, 3375 nt
Organism: Ceutorhynchus assimilis (cabbage seed weevil)
Lineage: Eukaryota; Metazoa; Arthropoda; Insecta; Coleoptera; Curculionidae
Source: the annotation of a GenBank genome assembly